GUGCAAGAUGUUCAUCUUCAUAAAAUGUUCGGUGAAACCAAUUUUUACAAUUUGGUAAAAAUUUCUAAAGCUAAAUUUUUGUAAGUUAAUGUUAAUAACCUUCACAUUAGUAAAUAAUCGUCGCAACAACUUAUAAUUAAAUCAUUACGAUUAGAUAACACAAUAUACUUAUACUAGCGAAGCAUGAGGUUGUGAGUUUUUAUUGAAACAUCGUUGAGUAUCAUGUUUAUUUUAGUGGCAUUUUUAAUACCGUUCUUAGGUACAACUGGUAUCAUUUAUUUCGGUAUAUUCUGUGCCAUAUUCGGUUAUUUCUAUUUCUACGUAAAAAAACGACAAAAUGUUUGGAAUGAAAAAGGUAUCAAAUACUGCAAACCCAAAUUUCUUUUGGGCAACCUUGAAUUGAUUCGUAGCAAAAGUUUCGCCGAAAUAAUACAAGAAAUCUAUAGUAAUUAUCCUGAAGAAAGGUAUCAUGGAUUUUAUCAAUUUCUAUUACCUACCUUGAUGAUUAAAGAUCCUGAAUUAAUAAAACAAAUCACAAUAAAAGAUUUUGAUCACUUCGUUAAUCACCGAAGAUUAGUAAAUGCCGAUGAUGACCUAUUUUGGAGUCGUAAUUUAUUUGCAAGAAGAGACGAAAAAUGGAGAGAUAUGAGGAGUACUCUUAGUCCUUCAUUCACCAGCAGUAAAAUGAAAAUUAUGUUCAAUUUAAUAGAUGAAUGUGCUAAAGAAUUUGUUGAAUACUUCAGAAGUAAAACUUCUGAUACAAUUGAAUUAGAAAUGAAAGACACCUUGAGAAGAUUUACCAAUGACGUGAUUGCAAGUACAGCUUUUGGUUUGGAAAUUAACUCUUUGCAGGACGGAAAAAAUGAUUUUCUACUAAUGGGUGAAGCUGCAACCAACUUUGGGUAUAUAAGGAGUUUAAAAUUCGUACUAUUUACGUUAAGCCCAACAUUAUGCAAGUUGCUAAAAAUGAAAAUUAUUCAAACCAAAGUAGCCAAUUUUUUCUCCGCGAUAAUAAAAGAUACAAUUAGGACACGAAAAGAAAAAAACAUUAUUCGCCCCGAUAUGAUUCACUUACUACUUGAAGCCCAGAAAGGACGCCAACAAGAAGAACACUUAGAUGUUGAUGAAGGAUUCUCUUCCGUAUCAGAAUCAAAACUAAUAAAACAAAACCAAAAACAAGAAAUCACUUCUGAAGACAUCAUAUCACAAGCAUUAAUAUUCUUCCUCGCUGGUUUUGAUACAGUUGCCACUCUACUCAAUUUCUUAUUUUACGAACUCGCUAUCAAUCCAGACAUACAAAAUCGUCUUAGGGCCGAAAUGCAAUCAGCUGGAGAAAAAGUCACUUAUGAAACCCUUCUAAAAUUAAAAUAUUUAGACAUGGUGGUGUCUGAGGCUCUUCGAAAAUGGCCACCAGCUAUAGCCACAGACAGGGAAGUUGCAAAAGAUUACACAAUCGAACCGAAAAAACCUGGAGAAAAACCUUUGUUUCUAAAAGAAGGCAUGCUAUGUUCGAUACCCAUUUGUGCAAUACAUCGCGAUGAAAAAUAUUACCCCGAACCGGAAAAAUUUGAUCCAGAAAGGUUCAACGAUGAAAAUAAACACAAGAUAAAUCCCUCAACUUUUAUACCUUUUGGAGCUGGUCCUAGAAAUUGUAUAGGGUCCAGAUUUGCCCUUCUGGAAAUUAAGUUAUUAAUUUUUCACGUUCUGAAAAAUUUUGAAAUCGUACCAAUCAAAAAAACCCUAAUUCCACUAGUGCUGGAUAAGUAUCAAAUUAAUUGGAAUGUCAAAGGAGGAACAUGGCUAGGGUUGAAGAAAAUUUAGUAUGUCGUCCUACAGGUAACAAAUUCUGUCAAAUAGAGAAUUGAAAAAUAAAAUAAAAUCAAUUAUAAAAUCAAGC
This is a messenger RNA of Tribolium madens (black flour beetle), 1897 nucleotides long. Its product is annotated as probable cytochrome P450 9f2. The transcript has 3 exons. Gene Ontology annotation, molecular function: oxidoreductase activity, acting on paired donors, with incorporation or reduction of molecular oxygen; heme binding; monooxygenase activity. NCBI's taxonomy places the organism in Eukaryota, Metazoa, Arthropoda, Insecta, Coleoptera, Tenebrionidae. The coding region runs from base 223 to 1821 and encodes 532 amino acids. The record is from RefSeq and is a predicted model, not a curated record.